UCCAAUCCCGCUACAUUUGACCAUAUCGAAGACGUGGCUGACUUACGGUAUCUAAACGAAUGCAGCCUUACGCAUACACUGAUUCAACGUUUCGGUUCUGGUCAAGUAUGCACAUACGCUUCUGGUUCGUACUUACUAACGAUCAAUCCGAUGACUCGUCUGAACAUCUACUCGGAGGCGGUGAUGGACUUGUUUUCUGGCUGUCAAAACCGACGCGACAUGCCUCCGCACAUAUUUUCCAUUGCUCAGUUAGCGCUAGCCCGCCUCAACCGUUCUGCCGCCAUCGCUGCAACACAUUCGCACGCUGCUUCCAAGGGCGCAGUCAACGGCUAUUCGGCCCAAACGGGGACUUCAACCUGCAGCGGGUUUCCAGAGUCCGUGUUCCGUCAAGCCAUCUGUUUUUCAGGCAGAUCUGGCUCGGGGAAAUCGAGAGCCUCGUUGGAUCUAAUGUCUUAUUUGCUCAACCAAUCUAAUCGGGUUAUGGCAGCGAAUUUCCAAACAGAUGGACAAAUUCCGCUUAAUUUUACUCGUCCUCGGAUAACCGCUGAACGACUACGAGCGCUUUUCUCUUUGUUGGAUGCAUUCACCAGUUCCCGCAUUUUACUCAACACCAACGCCAGUAGAACCAUCCGCCUGUUCUCAGUCGAGUUUACUGAUAUCAAGUCGACCGCGAACAACGCCUCAUCUGGAGACUCGCGCUUAGUCAUAUCCGGCCUAACCACUCGAUUGCUAUUGUUCGAUCGAACACGCGUCACGGAACGUCCCGAAGGCGAGCCCAACUUCCACAUUUUCUACUACUUCCUAGCUGGUUUGGAUUCCACAUCCAGGCGAGAAUUGUUCCUCACCGAUCUGGAUGAACCCAACUUGUUCAUGACCAAGCUUCACCGAACUGAAGACAAGGAGGCCGCACAACACCAGUGGUCUCAGCUAUGUACAGAUGCUCAGCUUCUUGAUUUUGAUCUGGAGAAAGAAUGGCUGACCGGUGGGAUUAGUCGACUUUUGGCGGUAAUCUACCAUUUGGGAUGUGCUGGUUGUGUCGACAACAAACAGUCAUGCAACAGCGUAUGCGCGAAUGACCCAGAGUGUCCACCACACAUCCCCGGGUUCCUGAAUCUAGAAUCGGCACAUCGUGCAGCCUACCUAUUAGGAUGCCCACUGGAUUACCUGACUACAGCCGUGUUCGGUAUCCCGGAACAGGCUGGUCGCACGGCGAUGGAUAGUCUUCGGGCUUUUAUCCAGGGUCUCUAUCAGACCACCGUGGAUAUCCUCCUCAUGCUAAUCAACCGAUGCCUCUCUUCCGAGUCUUCAGCAUCCCACAAUCGAACAACUUCGACUCGAGUUUGUGCUCAGUUGGUGAUUUGUGAUCCGCCAGGCUUACAAGCUCCCUCGCCUAACCCUCGAUGUGGUCCCUUAACUUCACCCGCUUUGGGUAGCUAUGCCGACUUGUUGAUCAAUUACGCCAAUGAGCGUCUUGCUGCGUUGUCUCACCAGACUGGUGUGGAGCUGUGCAAGUCAAUGAUGAGGGCGGAUGGACUCACAGUUCCUGAUGACGCCGAAGCUGAAGACAAACCGAUGGAUAUUGUGGGCACGCUCGACGGCUCCCCAGCUGCAGACAGUCCCUCUAGUCGUGGCAUUUUCUGGCUCAUUGAAGACGCUGCUCCAACGGACAAUGUGAAGGGACUGCUAGAAAAACUGGAAGAACUCUAUCAGAAGGAGAGAAAUUUGACAAAAAACAGAGAUUUGCGUUCGAUUCGUCGCUGUCGACGUUCCGGUUCAUUCAUCCUCAACCACAGCUUGUCAACUUUCCCUGUCGAGUACGGUGUGGACACUCGCUGGCUUACAAACUGUUAUCUUUGCCCAGCUGUGCUAAAUGCCUACCAAUUGCUACGACGACAUGGGCCAUCGUCCAUUGUACGUUUGGCUUCCCUUCUCCAGUUCCAACGUGAUUAUUUGGGUGAUGCGAAACCAACAUGGACCGAGCAUGUGAGCGUCUUUGUGGACGCAAAACAGCAGUUGGACUUCUUGACCAAACUGCUCCACGCGUGUGCUACGAAAAACGUAAGUCCCAAUCCCCAUCUACCCGAUUCCGGUUUCAAUGACGGUGGUUCUCCUUCCGGUCUUCACUGGAUUCAUUGCCUCCUACCCGUAAUCAAUGCGGGACUCUGUCAACUAUCAUCCGAAGGAGACGGGCCACUUUCCUCUGGUCGCAUUAGUUAUGACACAACUUCCAAACCUUCGCUUCUUCCGAGUCCGGCACGAAUCUGCGUGAACCUCAUUCGGGCUCAGUUGCGUGGGUUAAAUUUGACAUCGCUUCUACGGGAAGUUCGAAAAAUUUAUCCAGAUCGUCUCUCUUUGGGGAAAUUCGGUCGUCGGUACGCGUCAUUGGUCACCGAACUCGCAUCCACCCAACUUUCUGCUGAACAGUUUGCAAAGGCGAUCUUGUCAGCCCUCCACUAUGCACCACAUUUUUAUGCAGUAGGCAAGCAACAGAUUUUUUUGCAAUCUUUCAUCCUCCCUCAAUUGGAACUUCGUAAACGAUUACAAACAUCUGCGAAGAGUAAAACAGUGGAAACGACCGGCGCAAACUUAAAACAGAGCGGCGCAAGUUGUCCAGCUCCGCAAGCGUUCAAGGAUGUAUCCCAGGAUCGUGAGGAAUUGACAACGAAUGUAAUGUCGAACAGGCAAGAUGCUGAUUCGAAGAUAGUCCUCGUUUCAAGUCCUCAAGUCACGGCCCCAAGCAAUUUUAAAGAAACCACUGAGACGGGUUUACCAAGUCCCAAACAGCGGCAAAAUAUGAAUGUAAACGGUUCGUUUGAUGCGCAGCACUAUAUCGAAAUGGCUUCCAAAGUUGAACAAACAAACCAGGCGCUGAUGGAAAGCUAUGCCGAAAUCGAGCGUCUCAACAAUCGAUUGUUCGAGGCACACUCUGAGGUCGACAAAUUGCAUGGGCAAUGUCACGACGCUGAGAACCGCGCACUGGAGGCCAAGCAACGUGCAGACGCUGCGAUUUUCGAGGUCGGACGGACUCAACAACCACCGCUUGUAAUUGACAGCCAAUAUCUUAGGGGUACUGGUGAUUCCCAGUCUGUCGCUGCGUUAGAAAACGAAGUGAAUUCCCUUCGAUCCCAAUUGGCCCAAUCCAAAGCGAAGCAGAAGGAACUAGAAACAGCCCUAUUGGACGCCCGAACACAACUCGACGCCACUAACUGCACUGACUCACCGACUUUGAUAACUGAACUGAACGAACUGCGGAAGUCGCGGCAAGAUCUGAUAAACCAAGUGGCCACACUGCAGUCAGAAUUGGAAGAGGCCAAAGAAGAUAUUGCGUGCACUAAACGUGAACAUAGUCGUUUGGAACAGGAUCUUGAACGAGUCCAGGCUGAGUCCUACAGAAUAAUGGAGGAAAGAGACUCGGAGUUCGAAUCACUUCGCAAGCUCAAUCAGGCCAAGACCGAAGAACUGGAGAGACAGUUAGAUUCGAUGUUAAAUGAGGCUAGCAAAGCUACCCAAGAGCGUAUGCGGUUACAACAUGACCUUGAGGCAGCUAGAGAUAAACGCAAGUUACGUGCCGAAUUGCAGCGGUAUGAAGACUUACUCUCUGAGAAGCAGGCCGUCUUAGAACAGCUGUUGCAACAACCGUCAGCGGACCCGAGAACAACGAAGCAACUGCGCGAUCGUGUUGACGAAUUGGAAGAACUCAAUGAAAAACUUACUCGUCAAAACCGUGCUCUGCAGGUACAACUGGAUGAAUUGCAAAAUCAACUAAGUGGUCUCCAAACAAGCAAGGAAAAACUGGAAAACGAGAUUUUCUCACUGAAUCGAGAGGUGAUCGAUCUCGCUGGCCAGGUUGAAGAGCAAAAAGAAAUCACCAAAGAAGCACAGCGACAACAUCACGCUGCAGUCACCGCUCGACAGGUGGAUGCAACCACGUUGCGGGAACAAACGCGGGAAAUCAAUGAGCUUCUGGCCGAACGAGAUCAACUACGGACCGAGGUCCAUGAGCUUCAGUCCAAGUUGAGUCCAGCUGACGCUGAACUGAAUUCACGUGUCACUGUGGAUCGUUUGGAAGCGAAAAUUCGUGAAUUAGAACAAAGGUUGGAAGCAGAGGUCGUCGGUAAAUCCCGGUUACAGACGGCUCUUGAUCGCUCUCGAGAGGCAGUUGAGAAAAUCACCUUUGAGCGGGAUCGUUUACUGGAAUCUGAAAAAGCCGAAAAGGAACAAAAUCGAAAGAUUUUGCGACAGCUUCGUCAGGCUCAACAAGCACACGAUGAGACAGCUCGUCGUGUGCAGCUGGCACAACGGCGUGCAGAUGACGCACUCUCUCAGGCUGAUUUGGCAAUCAAGCAGGCCGACUCUUCUCGGACGCAGUUAGAUGCUAUGGCCAAGCGAACGCAAGAGCUAGAGGCGUGGAUCAAUCGAAAACAGCUAUGUGAUUCGGACGACGAAAGUUUUCCGUCCUUUUUUAUUUCCGACCUAUUCCUUGGAAUGCAACUCUCUGCAGGAGGGCCAACCCAACGACACCCUGCUUACAUCUGUGAACCUCUAAUCUCUCACCUUGUCAAUGCGUCAUUUUCUCGGCUAACCGCAACCCUCAUCAUUCAUUCGCAGUAUUCGCAUCAUCUUCAUUCGACAGUGCUUGCUUGCGGUUGCAAAGGAAGCAGUCCUAUUUUCUAUUCGCUCGUACAAUGCAAACGCGGUCCAUUGGUCCGUUCACGUAGCCUCGUAUUUGAGCGAGCAAGACACCUACAUCCACAUUCGAAUCAAAUUCAAAAGCUUAUUUUCCGCCGUAUCCCGCGUACUGUCGCAAAAAAAGCCCAACCGUCAGCCCAGCCUGAACCGUAUGACCCAGUCGAGGCACAACACACUUCAAAUAGUUCGAUAUCCUCAGUCAAUGUAGCCGUCACCCUGCGCCCCCGUUCGGCCUCUCGUGAUGCACGUAGCGUGAACUCUGGAUCCACUCUGACCGAUAUCACGUCCAAGCUGGAUACCCUAACUGCUAAUAGUGAUGACACGGUGAUUGAAGAAUAUUCCCCAACCAACUGUCCGACGAUCGAAUCUACUGACUCUGAGGCAUCAAACUACCUAUCGAAGAUAGAUUUAUCUCACAAUACUAUUCAGCCUGCUGACAAAGACGAUCCGGAUAAGGAAGUUACCACCCAGCCUCCUGCCCUUGGAACUUUCGUACGUAGUUCAGUACGUUUGCAUCGUGAAAACCCGCCUAACAUCACCGCUGUCAUACCUGAGCCACGUUCGCCAGCAGAUUCCCGUGUGAUCAGCGAUCGAGCACCCGUGGUCAUGGUCUACGAAUCCACAGUCAAUAUUCCCACGCAUCUUCCCAGAGAAAAUAGCCAGAUGACGCCUGUUGUUCCUUGUAGAAGGUCAUCACGGGAACACUUCGCCCCCUUGUCUUCAUCGUGAUCCAAACUUGUCUUCCCUCUCGGAUUAUUCCCUAUACUCCACUGAUUUUUGCCUACCUUCCGUCUUUUCUGUGGAUUUGUACAGACUGUCUUACAGGACUUCAAUUGGAAGUUCAAGCAGACUUGACUCAUUCAUCGUAUUUUGUUGCUUGCUGUUCGACCCACGUUGGCCGCUUUACCGUUCUUGUUGACUUAUUAACUUCUGUGCUUCACCUUUCACACACGCACACACACCCUUGACGGGUUAUGUCAGAGAACGCUUUCUUGCUGUUUCUGGUUAUUUUUUCUUAUUACUUAUCGGCUAAUCUUCCCAUAGGUGAAAUAAACCUUCAGGGUAUUUGUGUUUGGAUUUUGUAUCCGGUUCAGUUAUAAAGUACCCUCCUCUACAACGAUGACCAGACUACCAUAAUACUUUUCGC
Molecule: messenger RNA, 5836 nt
Organism: Opisthorchis viverrini
Lineage: Eukaryota; Metazoa; Platyhelminthes; Trematoda; Opisthorchiida; Opisthorchiidae
Exons: 23
Cellular component (GO): myosin complex
Molecular function (GO): cytoskeletal motor activity; ATP binding
Source: RefSeq, a predicted model, not a curated record